Molecule: messenger RNA, 1792 nt
Organism: Harpegnathos saltator (Jerdon's jumping ant)
Lineage: Eukaryota; Metazoa; Arthropoda; Insecta; Hymenoptera; Formicidae
Product: odorant receptor 13a-like
Exons: 5
Coding region: 473-1675 (400 amino acids)
Biological process (GO): sensory perception of smell; detection of chemical stimulus involved in sensory perception of smell
Cellular component (GO): plasma membrane
Molecular function (GO): olfactory receptor activity; odorant binding
Source: RefSeq, a predicted model, not a curated record
AGUUCGUUGACUCCCAUGUGAGUGCAGAUCGAAGCAUUGUAUACUAAUAUGUAAUCAAAACUAUUACUGUCUCUCAAUGUCCUACGAGUACAAUUGUAAGUCUCGUUACAGGAAGGAACAAAGUUGAAGCUAUCUGUAUUUCCAAUUCUCAGAAAAAGAGUUGCGGGGAUUCGCGAAUAGAAACAUUUUCUCUGAAAAGCAUUCUCGACCCUCAGGGAUGUUGAAUAAGUUGGCUAGCGAACUUAGUUACUUUCGAAUCCUCACUCUCUCACGCAACGUUUGAAUUUUUAAUGCGCGCAAGCGCGGUCGGACAAGCAAAUUUAUUUCAUCGAUAGCUUUUUCUUGCAACGCUCAGUCGUUGUCUAGACACCCGUCAAGAUUUAAUGCUGUUUGUGAUCAUUCACAACGGCUCGUAACAGCAAGUGAGUUUUCAGCGCGUAAAGCUGCAAGAUAAUCUGAAAUACAAAGAAACAUGCCGUUCAACGAACAUUAUCAGGAUGAUAUAAUAUACAUCACUCAAUUGACGCGUAACGUUCUGAGUCUACUCGGGGUCUGGCCAUCCAUGAACAGACAAAGAUCCACCAGCGAGAAGAUUUGCAAAUUUCUGUUGAUCACGAUCUCCUACAUUCUCCUCUACUGUGUCCUCAUACCUGGCCUCCUCUUCUGGCUAAUCGAGCAAAGGACGCGUGUCAGAAUUCAAACGAUACCUCUGAUCUUUUACGGCUUUAUGGCCACCAGUAAAUACGGUAACUUGAUAUAUCGCGAGAGAGAGAUCAAACGUUGCCUGAAACAUAUCGAGGAGGAUUGGAAAAAUAUAAUGAGCGUGAAUGCACGAGACACGAUGAUCGAAGCCGCGAAAACUGGGAGGCGCCUGGUCGCACUCUGCGGAGCCUUCAUGUAUGGCAGCGGGCUUUCAUUUCGAUCGAUCUUGCCGUUGUCCAAAGGGAAGAUCGUCACGCCACUAAACCUCACGAUCAAACCUUUACCUUGUCCGGCUUAUUUCGUUUUCUUCGAUGUGCAAGUCAGCCCUGCUUACGAGACAGUCUUUCUGAUCCAGUUUUUGUCUGGGAUAGUUACGUAUUCGAUAACGGUGGGUAUGUGCGGUCUCGCGGCCGUCUUCGUGAUGCACGCUUGCGGUCAGCUGAAGAUUCUAGUGGACUUGAUGAGGAAUCUCGUGGAAGAGAAGUGGAAUGAGAAAAAUGACGUAGAUAGAAAGUUAGCUAAGAUGGUCGAGCAUCAAAUAAGAGUGCGAAAUUUUUUACAAUUGGUAGAACAUACUCUACAACAAGCAUGUUUGAUCGAAUUAUUGGGAUGCACAAUGAUCGUUUGCCUAUUAGGAUAUUGCAUAAUAAUGGAAUGGGAGAAUAGUAACGGGAUAGCUAUGUGCUCCUACUUUAUCACAAUUACAUCUCUAAUGAUAAACAUGUUCUUAUUUUGUUACACCGGUGAACAACUUACUGUACAGGCGGAGAAAGUAGCCAGUACAUCGUGCGAUCUCGAGUGGUAUCGUCUUCCGGAUAAAAAAGCGCGCGGAAUCGUGCUAGUGAUGAUCAUAUCCAACUUACCCACGAAGAUCACCGCCGGAAAGGUUAUGGACCUGUCGUUCAAGACGUUUGGUGAUGUUGUUAAAACAUCUCUGACAUACUUUAAUAUGCUACGAAACGUCACCGAUUGAACAUUCUUAUUCCGAUUGACGAAACUACAAUAAUGAACAUUGCAUAUAUAUUCGCAACAUAAGCGUGUCAAAUGCAUGUCAAAAAGAGUAUUGGGUGAUGUAUAUAUAUAUAUCAAU